AUGGAGCUGCCAGCUGUUGGCGAGCACGUCUUCGCGGUGGAGAGCAUCGAGAAGAAGCGGAUCCGCAAGGGCAGAGUGGAGUAUCUGGUGAAAUGGAGAGGCUGGUCCCCCAAAUAUAACACGUGGGAACCCGAGGAGAACAUCCUGGAUCCCCGGCUGCUGAUCGCCUUCCAGAACAGGGAACGGCAGGAGCAGCUGAUGGGAUAUCGGAAGAGAGGACCCAAGCCCAAGCCGCUGGUGGUGCAGGUACCUACCUUUGCCCGGCGCUCCAACGUGCUGACUGGACUCCAGGACUCCUCUGCAGACAACCGCUCUAAGCUGGAGCUGGGCGCUCAGGGCAAGGGCCAGGGCCACCAGUACGAGCUCAACAGCAAGAAGCACCACCAGUACCAGCCGCACAGCAAGGAGCGAGCCGGCAAACCCCCACCGCCAGGCAAGAGCGGCAAGUACUACUACCAGCUCAACAGCAAGAAGCACCACCCCUACCAGCCCGACCCCAAGAUGUACGACUUGCAGUACCAGGGCGGCCACAAGGAGGCGCCCAGCCCCACUUGCCCGGACCUGGGCGCCAAGAGCCACCCGCCUGACAAGUGGGCCCACGGCGCGGGGGCCAAGGGCUACCUGGGAGCUGUGAAGCCCCUGGCCGGUGCGGCCGGGGCUCCAGGCAAGGGCUCCGAGAAGGGCCCUCCCAAUGGGAUGACGCCGGCCCCCAAAGAGGCGGUGACGGGCAACGGGAUUGGGGGCAAGAUGAAGAUCGUCAAGAACAAGAACAAGAACGGGCGCAUCGUGAUCGUCAUGAGCAAAUACAUGGAGAAUGGCAUGCAGGCGGUGAAGAUCAAGUCCGGCGAGGCGGCCGAGGGCGAGGCGCGCUCCCCCAGCCACAAGAAGCGGGCCGCCGAGGAGCGCCACCCCCCGGCCGACAGGACUUUCAAAAAGGCAGCAGGGGCCGAGGAGAAGAAGGCGGAGGCGCCGUCCAAGAGGAGGGAGGAGGAGGCGCCGGGAGCCGGCGACCCGCAGCCCCAGGACGCCGGCUCCCGCAAGCUGUCCCCGACCAAGGAGGCCUUCGGCGAGCAGCCCCUGCAGCUCACCACCAAGCCCGACCUGCUGGCCUGGGACCCAGCCCGGAGCUCCCACCCGCCCUCCCACCAUCACCACCACCACCACCACCAUCACCACCACCACCACUCGGUCGGCCUAAAUCUCUCCCACGCGCGCAAGCGCUGCCUCUCCGAGACCCACGGCGAGCGCGAGCCCUGCAAAAAGCGCCUAACGGCGCGCAGCAUCAGCACCCCCACCUGCCUGGGGGGUAGCCCGGCCGCCGAGCACCCCACCGACGUGCCCCCCACCGCCACCCUCCCCCAGCCCGAGGUCAUCCUGCUGGACUCGGAUCUGGACGAGCCCAUAGACUUGCGCUGCGUCAAGACGCGCGGCGAAGCCGGGGAGCCCCCAAGCGCCCUCCAAGUGAAGCCCGAGGCGCCCGCGACGGUGGCGGCCGUGGCAGCUGCGCCGGUGACGGCGGCCGAGAAGCCUCCGGCCGAGGCCCAGGACGAGCCCGAGGAGCCGCUGAGCGAGUUCAAGCCCUUCUUUGGGAAUAUAAUUAUCACCGACGUCACCGCGAACUGCCUCACCGUCACGUUCAAGGAGUACGUGACGGUGUAGCUGGAGGGCUUCGGAAGGGGAAGCGUCAUCCCCGCGGGUGACUUAGCACCUG
Molecule: messenger RNA, 1711 nt
Organism: Odobenus rosmarus divergens (Pacific walrus)
Lineage: Eukaryota; Metazoa; Chordata; Mammalia; Carnivora; Odobenidae
Gene: CBX4
Product: chromobox homolog 4
Exons: 5
Coding region: 1-1659 (552 amino acids)
Biological process (GO): negative regulation of DNA-templated transcription
Source: RefSeq, a predicted model, not a curated record